AAAAAAUUGAACAUCGGAAGUUGAAAGCAAUGGCGGACGAUGAGGCGAACGGUGAUAUUGGUGGUGAUUCCGAUGAAGUUCAGCAAGAGAAGUCGCAGAAAAAAACAGCAAAAUAUGACAGUGGAGCAGCAGAUCUUGAGAAGGUUACAGAUUAUGCGGAAGAGAAAGAAAUAUUUACUGCCGAUCUCUCAGGAGCAAUGACAAUCAUUGGUGAUAGACGUAAUAAAGAAGCGGCCGAAAAAAUGGCAAAGGAACGAGAACUCUUAAAAGUGUCAAUCAAGAAAGAAGACGUUGAUUUAAUUAUGCGAGAAAUGGAAAUUUCAAGAAGCCUGGCAGAACGCACAUUACGAGAGCAUCAUGGAAAUGUUGUAGAGGCAUUGGUGUCACUCACAGACUAAUUAUCAGCUGGAUACUGUGACAUCUGAUACAAUUAUAAUUGUUUCAUAAUGACAUUAGUAUGUAGGGACAUCUGGUGUGUGAAACAACCAUUCCGUUGAUGGUUAAGAAGCAAUAUUGUUAUAAAUAAAAUGAGAUAUCACGUGUGGUUCAGAAGUGGGAACUUUACUGUACAAAUUGUGAAAAUAAUACAAACUGAAAUAUUUAAACCUGCAGAAUUUCUCUGCACCAAUCCUUAUCCCUCCCUUACGUUGUAAAUGGACAAUAAAAUGUAACCCUUAAACAGGGAAAGUUCUCUGAACAUCUGCUUCAUAUCAGGGAAAUUAUAGUUCUUUUAAUAACUGUG
This is a messenger RNA of Cryptotermes secundus, 742 nucleotides long. RefSeq names its product huntingtin-interacting protein K. Gene Ontology annotation, biological process: negative regulation of apoptotic process; protein stabilization. The coding region runs from base 30 to 398 and encodes 122 amino acids. The transcript has 3 exons. NCBI's taxonomy places the organism in Eukaryota, Metazoa, Arthropoda, Insecta, Blattodea, Kalotermitidae. The record is from RefSeq and is a predicted model, not a curated record.